AUGAAGCUUCGAUCUGCUUUGCGAGGGCAGUUUAUAUUAGAGCUGAACGAACUCGAUUUGGAGGAAAUUCAACGCACUUUUGACGAUGACGAAGACGACGACACGGAGGAGACUGGACACGAUAGCUCUGCUGCCUUAGGAGCGACUAAGAAGGAGCUAUCCGGUGCUAUUCGUGCCGCUACUAUCGACAAUUUUCAAGGGGAAGAAACCACCGGCUGUUUUUUGUGGGCGAGUCCGGUGCGUAGCCACACGAAACAUGGAUUGAUCCUUGUGGGUCAUGGCGAGUUGCUACGUGCAAAGUCUCCACUGUGGCAAAAAGUGCUCGACCAACUGCAAAGCGAUGGCUGCUAUGGCAAAGGGCUGCCCUUACACUGCCAACAACACCCAGACUACCAACGUAUCGCGGCGAACCCGUCCUCAUUUGCUUUGCUAGCCCCCGAUGGAGGCUGUUUACGUCCUUGUGGAAGAAGAUUACCACGUUGUGGACACGCGUGUCCGAAGUUAUGUCACGUGGAUCAACCGUCUCACAGAGCUGUCUACUGCACACAGCCAUGUCCACGACUCCAAGAAGGUUGCGGACACGUGUGUCCUGGCGUCUGCGGUGACGCAUGUGGACGAUGCGAAGUGCUGGUGGGCUCGAUUGCUCUUCCUUGUGGCCACACUUACAGGAACGCGCGGUGCUUUGAGGCCAAGAUGCCCUCAAAGCUGAAGUGCAAAGCUCCCCGAAUGCUGCCGUGCUGCCACAGAUGUCGAGGAAUUUGCCAUGGAGCAGCGCUCUGCCCACCAUGUCAAGGUAUAUGUGACGUGUUCAGCUGCGAACAUGGGUCUUGCAAUCAUCCGUGCAGUGAUCCGUGUGCUGCAUGUACUGAACGGUGCAGUUGGAGCUGCAAGCACAGUGGAGAAUGCUCUCUACCCUGUGGCGCUCCAUGCAACCGGCGUCUAUGCGAUCUUCGAUGCACGAAGGCGCUCACAUGUGGUCACCAGUGUCCAAGUGUCUGCGGAGAAGACUGCCCUUCACGCGAGUUUUGUCAUAUCUGUGGGGAUGACGACGUGAAACAACGUGUGGCUGACGUGAUUCUCUUCCAGACAUAUGGAGAAAUUGAUCCGUCAGAAGACCCUGUUCUGGUCCUUCCGUGCUGUUCAAUGGUCUACACGAUGGCUACACUUGAUGGCACACUUGAAAUGAGCACGUACUACGACAGCAAUGGGAAACCUGUUGGUCCGCUUCCUAGGGGGUAUAUCGAUACACCUCAGUGUCCGAACUGUAAGAAGCCGAUCCGUGGACUCCGUCGCUAUGGUCGCGUAACCAAAAGAGCCGCGAUCGAUGCCGCUGAAAAGAAUUUUAUUACUCACUCUCUGCGUCAGAUUAAGUCACUUCAAGAGCGUGCAAACGCAGUGAUUGAGACUGGAGAUCUGACUCGCGAUAAAACGUUGCGGCACGACCUUCGUAUGUUUGGCGCAGCCGUGGCAAGACCACCCUGUCAGAAAGCAUUUGAGGCGUGUGUGGCUCUGCUGACGAAGGCCAGAGGAGGCCAAGGUGGUGGAGAUGUGACCAUUGAUCUGAGUAUGCUUCCCGUACCCAACUCAAAGUUUCCGUAUCGUGGAUUCUUCUUCCAUCUCUCUGCGCAGCUCUCACAGUUAUCUACUGUUUGA
Phytophthora infestans T30-4 is the source of this 1653-nucleotide messenger RNA. RefSeq lists its product as uncharacterized. The transcript has 4 exons. The record is from RefSeq and is a predicted model, not a curated record. NCBI's taxonomy places the organism in Eukaryota, Oomycota, Peronosporomycetes, Peronosporales, Peronosporaceae. Bases 1 to 1653 code for a protein of 550 amino acids.